GUAGGCUGUUCAGUGGAACCCUGCACCACGCUACUCACCAGUUUGGGUACUGCUGAAACAAACAGGACAACAUGGCUCAGACCAACCCCAUGCCCACGGGCCCCUGGAAGAUCACCGUGUACGACCAGGAGUACUUCCAGGGCCGGCGUGUGGAGUUCACCGCCUGCUGCCAGAACAUCAUGGAGUGUGGGAUGGAGAACAUUCGCUCCCUGAAGGUCGAGUGUGGCGCCUGGGUGGGCUACGAGCACUCCAGCUUCUGUGGCCAGCAGUUCGUGCUGGAGAAGGGCGACUACCCUCGCUUUGAGGCCUACAGCGGCAGCAACUCCUACCGCAUCGAGAGGAUGAUGUCCUUCAGGCCCAUCUGCUGCGCCAGCCACAAGGAGUCCCGUAUGACCAUCUACGAGAUGGAGAACAUGAUGGGUCGUCAGUUCGAGCUGUGCGAUGACUACCCCUCUCUGCAGGCCAUGGGCUGGAUGAACAAAGAGGUUGGAUCCAUGCAGAUUCACUGUGGAGCCUUUGUGUGUUACCAGUACCCUGGGUACCGUGGCCACCAGUACAUCAUGGAGAGCGACUGUCGCGGAGGAGAGUACAAGUGUUACCGUGAGUUCGGCUCCCACGCCCAGACUCCCCAGAUUCAGUCGAUCAGGAGGAUCCAGCACUGAGAGAGCUGAGAGGGAAGGACUCUUCUUCACACCUUCUUACCUCCUCUUCUUCUUCUCUUCCCUUUGCUUCUUCCUCUCUCACAACGACCUCCUCCUACUCCUGAGCUCAUGCCGCUCCAGCUCACCACACCAGGAUCGAUCUUCAGGUGUUUUUACUGACGUCAGUGGCUCCUCUUUAAAAGGAAACAUCAUAAAAAAGGAAAGAUCUGAGAAAGACAGAAAUAGGAAUGACAAAAAAAAUAAGACAAAAGAAAAGACGAAUCGACGAAAAUAAAAAAGGCCUCGUCUGCUGAGGUUUGUUGCAGAACGGUGAUGAAAACGCCUCAGAGUUUGUCGCUGUUUCUCAUCUCCUCAACCUCAUUUUCUUCUGCAUCAUCACAACAACCAGUCUUGUUGUUACUGUGCUAUCCAUGACUGCCUGUGUUCAAGACGAUGAAUAAAGAGAAUGAGCAAAUAAAUUCACAAUAAUGAUGUUUUACCUUCA
Messenger RNA from Austrofundulus limnaeus, 1146 nucleotides. RefSeq names its product beta-crystallin A1. Gene Ontology annotation, biological process: lens development in camera-type eye; visual perception. The record is from RefSeq and is a predicted model, not a curated record. The transcript has 6 exons. Gene Ontology annotation, molecular function: structural constituent of eye lens. The coding region runs from base 72 to 662 and encodes 196 amino acids. Lineage: Eukaryota; Metazoa; Chordata; Actinopteri; Cyprinodontiformes; Rivulidae.